CCAGCUUGUGCAGAGGCCACCCCGCAGAGAUGUCCCCGCUCGUGCCAUCGCCCAGCUCUGCUGCCGCCUGCGUUGGCCUCCUGCUCGGCUGCGCCUGCCUUGGCUCUGCCGACCAAGUCUCCCCAAUGCGUGGUAAAGGGCGAGUCUUGAUCCCCCUCACUGCCCAAGAAGAAACCGCGUGCCCCAGCGCUUCCGUGGAAGGUUUCCUCAACAGCACCCUCACCACCCGCCUCCUGCCUGCCCUCUACUCUGUGAUCCUGCUCGUGGGGCUGCCAGCCAACGCUCUGGCCUGCUGGGUCCUGGUGACCAACUUCAGGAGAUGUUCCAGCACCCUCUUCCUGCUCAACCUGGCGAGUGCCGACCUGCUCUUUGCCCUCCUGCUGCCCUUCAAGAUCUCCUACCACCUCCUGGGCAAUCACUGGCUCUUUGGGGACUACCUGUGUCGCACUAUGAUGGCCUUCUUCUAUGGGAACAUGUACAGCUCCAUCCUUUUCCUCACCUGCAUUGGCCUGGAGCGCUACAUCUCUGUUAUGCACCCAUUCCUAUGGAAGGGCUCCAGUCAGACGUGGGUCAAGGUGGGCGUCUGUGUGGGCAUCUGGCUGGUGGUGGGGCUGGGCAUGACCCCUCUGCUUUUGUGCCCCCAGACAAGUCAUAUCUCGAGCCUGAACAUCACAACGUGCCAUGAUGUCCUAGGAAAGGAUAAGCACACGUUCCUCGUCUACUAUUUCCUCUGCCUAGUGGGACUGGGCUUUGGCUUGCCCUUUGUGAUCAUGACCAUCUCCUACAGCUGCAUCCUAGUGCAGCUGCUGGCCAAGGAGAGACGCUAUGGGCAAGUGGUGCAUGUCCUGGCCGUGGUCCUCCUGGUCUUCAUCCUCUGCUUCACCCCCAGCAACGUGCUGCUCUUCAUCCACUAUAUGCUGGAGGCCAAGGGGUGCCACAACGUCACCUAUAUCUGGUACACUGUGGCCCUGGUGCUCAGUGCCUUCAACAACUGCUUUGAUCCCUUCGUCUAUUUUUAUGUCUCCCGGGAUUUCCGGAGCUGGGUGCGGGAUGCAGGCGGCUGCUGCCCAAGGGAGCUCGACACCUCCUCGGGAAGGGCCUCGGAGAAGGCAGCCUUGCCCCUGCGGUCCAAGGAGCAGAGCCAGCUGUAGGCAGGGCUUGGGGUGCUGCGCUGUGUCCCCCUACCCCGGGGGGGGGACAUCCUGCAGUGCGGUGCCACCACAAAGAGCUGCGGCAUCCCAGGCUGGCAUCAACCCUGGGCAGAAGAUACCACCCUGGAUCUGAGCUUCAAUAGGACUUCACCCCAGUUUUGUAGUUCCUUUGCCACCACCAGUGCUGCCCCCAUCCCGUGGGCACCCCCCGGCUGGGUGUCUAACCCUGGCACCCUUAUUUCCCCAUCUAAUGGACCCUGACGUCCCUCGCCACUCCUCCUGCAGUGACCAAACCCUCCAGAGUACAAAUAAACCUUUAUUUCUCCCUGCUGCUGGAAGGAAGAGGUACAAACA
This is a messenger RNA of Strigops habroptila (Kakapo), 1505 nucleotides long. Its product is annotated as proteinase-activated receptor 2-like. Gene Ontology annotation, biological process: positive regulation of Rho protein signal transduction; thrombin-activated receptor signaling pathway; blood coagulation. The record is from RefSeq and is a predicted model, not a curated record. The transcript is spliced from 2 exons. Bases 30 to 1151 code for a protein of 373 amino acids. Lineage: Eukaryota; Metazoa; Chordata; Aves; Psittaciformes; Psittacidae. Gene Ontology annotation, cellular component: membrane. Gene Ontology annotation, molecular function: thrombin-activated receptor activity.